AAAAAAAAAUCCGCGUUAUUUAUUGAACCCGCCAUUUUGAAGCCCUUUUUUUCCCCCCUUUUUCCUAUUGAAUGCAUCUAACCAUCUUUCAUGACCAAUCCAUCAAUAUUGCAAGAACGUAGUAUUGUCGUUAUAUGUGAACAUGUAUCGAAUUACUGUGAACAAUAUAUAAAUUCUGCUACCAAUCUUUCUCCUCAUUAUUUGAGAUCAUUUCAUUCCUUUUUACCUGAUUUUCUUGUACAUGUAUUUGGUUCACCAACUACUAGAGGUUGGAUACAAACCGAAAUACAGCCAGUCCAAGAGGAAGCUAUUAAAAAGUUACUUUCUAUUAAUGGCCCUUUCUUUCAAGCUUUAUUAAAACUAAGUUUGUACCCUGAAUAUUCUUAUAUUCUUGUGCAAGAAAGUUUACCAGUAAGUGUUGAUAUACGACAGAUACUUUCAACAGGAGCUAUUCAUCUUUUGCCACCCGUAUAUAAAGAUUGUACAGAUAUAGGCACUUCUGCAACGACACCCACAAAUCCAUUAGACAUAAAAGCCGCAGCAACACGACAGUCUACACUCAUAUCUUCAAAUGUUGGAGGAAAUAGGAAAAUUAAGCUGAAUAUACUUCAGUUUUAUUUGUAUUACUUUGUAAGUGUUCCUACAUGGCCACCUUUAUCCCCUCCCUCUCCUUCAUUCCCUUCUACUUCUUCUCAGCCUACAUUUACAACUUCAUUUACAAAUUUUACAAAAGGUGGAACGACAACGACAACGACAACGACAGCAACAAAUACAACAGUAAACAACUCAAAGAUGUAUUCCUAUGGGACCAUCAGUAAUACUUCAUCCACCCUAAAUUCUUCGCUCUCUUCUAAUAACACAAACACAAAUCCACCCCAUUUAAUACCAGGCAAACUAAGAACAAUGAUAUAUAGUGUAUAUGACAGUGUGCUAGAGGAGUAUUUGACUCAACUUAUCCCUAUUGGCACAAGUAACUCAUUCCCUAACAUUGUAAAUACAUUCCUCUUUGAUGCGUGUAUGGAACUUUGGAUUCGUACAACAUGGGUUUCUUCAGGUCAACGACUUAGUAAUGAGAUUAUGCAUUAUAUCACAACCUUUGUAAAAUACAUUGUUAAACAUAACCUUCGUGAUUGUGUUUUAAAUGAAAGAUCAUUAUUUUAUCAAGUCUACUCAACUCUUAGGGACGAAUUAUAUACUCUUAUAUCUCGAUUAGCAUUAAAUUGGUGUAAACAAGAUGAUUAUUUACAAGUGGUUGAAUUGUGGUCUAUAUGGGCUGCACCAUGGAGAUUUGGUGCUACUCCACGCAGUUCAGAGAAGCAAGAUUACACGCCUAUCUUACAUGGAUGGUCACCUUUUAUAUUAGAUAAUAUUUUAUAUUAUACUUCAUUGGUUAAUAUUCUCUUACAACGUACUAGUACAUUUCCAUACAAAGACAAUUCAAUACAACAGCAGCAGCAACAACAACAACAGAAGACAUAUACGUCGGGAUAUAAUGAUGGAGGUACAAUGGGUGGGCAUUUGCGAAUUUUGUAUAGAAUCAUUAAUGUGAUUAAGGCACGAGAACUUGUUGAACUUUUGGCCUCUAUUGAAAAAGGAUUAGAAAAGUUUCAAACAGGAUCAGUAGGCAUAAUGACUGGAUCACCUUUGUCAAACAAGCCAUUUAAACGUUUAUCAUUAAUAGCUUAUGGAACUGAUAAGUUUGAUUCUGUGAUUGAAGAAAAAUUAAAAAGGGCAUAUGAUAUGCUAGUAUUACUGGAAGGUCAGACAGGAGGUAUUUGGAAGCCAAAGGGUUUAUAUACGAACGAUAUCCAACCUCGUUCUGAGGCACUUUUAAAGACAUUAAAUGCUAUUUAUAAUGCUAUUCUGGUGCGCGAGGGUAAAAAUUUGAACAUUGUCAAUUCGCAAAAAGCAGCUGAACAAUUAAAUCAGUUAAAAGAAGUUUACAGGAUUUUAACUACACUUUUUAAUGUAACGGAUACAAGUCAUUUAGUACUAAAUACAUCAACCACACACACUUCACAGCCAAAGUCAAUAACGCCAACCACAAAUACAUCAACAGCUGAAUAUAAACAAAAGUUAGCAGGCCUAAGUAAUGGAGGAUUCUUGACAGAAAAAGAGAUUGAACUUGUUCGACAAGGAAAAAUGAUAUGUGCUGAAGAUAAUGUUCCUACUGUAGGAAAUCGUUCACAGAAUAUCGCUCGUUCUUAUGAACUUUCUAUUCUUGUACAUUGGACACUGUUGAUUGAUCAGAAACUUAACUUUUAUUAUAAUAAUCUAUUAUCAGAAAAUAUCAGACCCAGCUUUUUACCUAAACGAUUAACGACUAGACCACUUGCUAAUCCAGUAGAUAUAAUAUACAUAGUGAUACUAUUGUAUAUAUUCUGGAGUUUUAUCAGAUUUGUCUUUUAAGGGUUUACAUCUAUAUUCAUAUAUAAAAGAAAAAGAGUUUGCAAGCAUUCAUGGUUUACCUUAUAGAAUAUUACACACUGUAAAUAUUAUAUAAUAAUAAUAUUAUUAUUAUUAUUUUUUUUCUUUCUUUCUUUCUAAUUAAUGUAUAUGCGUAUUUGUAAUUAAAGUAUGUUAUUAUCAAU
Molecule: messenger RNA, 2591 nt
Organism: Cokeromyces recurvatus
Lineage: Eukaryota; Fungi; Mucoromycota; Mucoromycetes; Mucorales; Mucoraceae
Exons: 5
Coding region: 91-2409 (772 amino acids)
Biological process (GO): sphingomyelin catabolic process; glycerophospholipid catabolic process; ceramide biosynthetic process
Molecular function (GO): sphingomyelin phosphodiesterase D activity
Source: RefSeq, a predicted model, not a curated record